CGACUCGCACCGAUUCGCCGCGGUGUCGCCAUGGAUGUGACAAAAAUCCCUUUGCCGGUCAAAGAUACCGUGCCAACAGAGCGAUUUACCAUGAUUCGCAUUACCGUUCAGGGAUGCAAGAACUUUCCCAGUCGGGUCUUGAGAAGAUCCGCCCGGAGCUCCGUCCAGAUCAAGGUCCGGGAGCUUCCACCGAACAACCCUGAGGGUGACGCCUCACUUCCUAUCCCUGCAUCCUUUGAGUUUCCAAAUGGGCACUUGGAGGACGAUUGCGUUGAGUUUGAUCCUCCCCGUUUCUUCCAAACGGAUCUGGAGACACACCGGUCAUGGAAGUUGGACAUGAAAGUCUGUGAUCAUUUUGGUGUAGAGGUGGCCUAUGCGAAGAUCGGCUUAGAUGAACUCGCAGGCAAAGCAACCUGGUGUCUUCUGCUGCAAAGUCCAUACGACCACAAUCCCCUCUACGCGGUUGACACGGCCUGUGUCCAUCGCAGUAGGCGCCUCACCAACAAGGGGAUCCUGGUCCGAAGCCCCGCCCUGCUGAUGUUGGACGUGGAAAUCAUUGGUGGCGUCCGACGCCAGGACAUCUACAAGAUGCGUUCCAUGCGUUCCAACGUGUCCCUGUCCUCGGGCCGAGUUGGAGGAUACAUUCCAGGCCUUGGACCGCGGCGACGGCGCAACUCGCGCACACGAGUCUUUAUGGUCACCAGGGGAACGCGAGGAGAUGUACAGCCUUUCGUUGCCUUAGCGAGAGGAUUGAUUUUAGAUCACAACUGCGAAGUUGUGAUUUGCACCGAGUUGAAUUGGAAAUCCUUUAUCAAAAGUUUUCGCUCUGGAUUGCCAGAGGGAACGCUGCGCUUCCGCCCUGCAGGGGGCGACACGAUGGCACAGACGCGGACAGCGAUGUCACAGCUGAUCACCUGGGAAGGUCAGCACUAUGACUUUCUCCAGAGUUUGAUCUUCUCGGCACAGGAACGGAACUUCUUCCCCUCCGAGGGAUGCUGCUACUUCUGGGCUGCGGAGGAAAUGCCUGACUUCAUCGUGUUUGGCUUUACCAUGUGCCACCUUGCGAUGAUUUUGGGCGAAGGUUUGAGGAUUCCCAUCGUGGGCUUUAUUUGUCAGCCCGAUCACAAGAUCGAGGAGCGCCGCGAUAUCUCCACCCAUUUGGACCGACUGUUGGGCCCGACCCGACAGGCGAUGAACUCGGAGGGUUUCAACGCGGCCUUGAUGAGCAUUGUACAGCAGAUGUCCAUGCGAGGUGUUGGUUUAAACCGUCUUCGGAAGACCCGCGGACUGUGGACCAUGCCAGCAGGUUUAUCUGAUACCAUGGCUCACUUUGAAGAGCUUCGAAAGAAGGAGGUACCGAUGAUUGUUCCCAUCAGUGAAAUUGCACUGGGGGACUACAAGGAGCAGCUUCCACAGUAUGUCUUCACGGACUUUAUUUUCUUGAGAACGGUCCAAGACACCUUGGACGACGAGCUCUCGGGCUUCGUCCAGCAGGCCCUGCGAAGUGGGCGUCGCCUGGUGCUGAUGACCUUCUCGUCGAUGCCCGUGGGCGAAAGGACCAUUCUUGACAUGGCAAUCGAAGCGUGCACGUCAGAACAGUUGGUCUUCCCUCCCAGACGUCUCAAUGGCCACAUCACGUCCACGUCGACCCUGGGGUCGCUGGGGUCGCUGGGUGUGGCCGUCAUUGCAAUGACCAGUGGCCAAGACCAUGACCCCGCGCCACCAGAGACGAUGACCAAGGCCAAGCUGCUAGCACAGGAAGGGCGACUGUUGAUCCGUUCUUCCGGCUGUUCCUUCGCGGCACUCUUUCCCAAAUUGGACGCGCUCAUCGGGCAGGGUGGUCUCGGGGUGACCUCAGAAGCGCUUCGUGCGGGGGUUCCGGUGAUCACCAGUGGCAUCCUGCUGCUGGAUCAACGCUGGUGGGCUGCACGUGUCACGGAGCUGGGCUGCGGCUCAAAACCCGUGAAGGUGGAUCGGCUCUUGAACUGGGAUCAUUCCAAUGACUCCACCCGUUUGGUGAAGCUUCUGCGGUUGGCUUUGGACACGUCAGAGGAGGGAAAUUGGACGAGCCGCUCAAAGCAGGUGGCCAAAGACAUUGCCCGUGUGGCAGGGCAUGACCCGGAUGGCGUGAAACGCAAUGCCCAGGAGGUCUUUCUCAAGGGCACCACGCAAUCUGUGGUCUUGGAAGAUUGCUACGCGGAAAACAGGGAUGCUUGCUCUUGCUUAGCUCGACAAGCCAAAUGCUGUUGUCGAUGCGUGGAACGCUGCUUGAGAUGCAUCUUUUUCAUGAACCUCCCAACUCUGUUCUACGUCCUCCUUUUGGUGUUGAGCGAGUGCCUGUGUUGUGGCCCUUGUCGCCGUCGUUGUCGAUGUUUUUGCUCCAAGAAGGAGCAGAUGAUCGAGAGCGGGGACGAAUCAACGGAUGACGUGGAGGGAAGUUCCAGCGAUGAGUCAACCCACAGGUUCAAUGCUACCCGGAGCUCUGGGAUUGAUGCUUCACGGACCUCCUUGGGCUCUUUGGCUCUCUCGCACCCCGUGAGUCCAUAGUAUGGACAUGGACCAUGGGUCAAAUGUUGGUUUCACAAUGUCCAAUAUGUUCUGGAUAUUUCUGGUACUUGAUUCAUUGGAUUGGUUUAAG
Cladocopium goreaui is the source of this 2638-nucleotide messenger RNA. Lineage: Eukaryota; Dinophyceae; Suessiales; Symbiodiniaceae. The record is from the annotation of a GenBank genome assembly.